Condylostylus longicornis is the source of this 1981-nucleotide messenger RNA. Its product is annotated as GATA-binding factor A. Lineage: Eukaryota; Metazoa; Arthropoda; Insecta; Diptera; Dolichopodidae. The record is from RefSeq and is a predicted model, not a curated record. Gene Ontology annotation, molecular function: DNA-binding transcription factor activity, RNA polymerase II-specific; zinc ion binding; RNA polymerase II cis-regulatory region sequence-specific DNA binding. Gene Ontology annotation, biological process: positive regulation of transcription by RNA polymerase II; cell fate commitment; negative regulation of transcription by RNA polymerase II. The transcript is spliced from 4 exons. The coding region runs from base 287 to 1846 and encodes 519 amino acids.
AUACAUGCAUAUACAUAUAUAUAUAUGUAUAUUAGUUUUAAUCAUUUUAUUAAAAUUUAAGACACACACAAAAAAAUUAAAAGAGAAUUUUUGAUCUUGAUUUCAUCUUUGAUUUUUUGAUCUGGGAAGAACUCAACUAUAAAACAACAUCAAAUAAUUCAACUAUUUUCAGAUCUGGAAAAGAACUCAACUGUAAAACAAAAAAAAACAAAAUAAAAUAAAAUCAUAAUUUCCCAAAAUUGUAAAAUUUAAUAUUUCCAAAAUUCCGUUCAUAACAAGAGAACCAAUGAUGUUUCAUUCUGGUUCUCCAUAUUCUGAGAUAACAGGAGCUGGAGGUGGAAAUGCAUCUGUAUCAAGUUAUCAUCAACAGGCAGCUGUAGCAGCAGCAGCAAGUGCUCCUGUCUAUGUUCCAUCAAAUCGAGCUUUAACACAUACACAAUAUGGUCAUACUGGACAUUUUGGCUCAACGGCUGGUGCAACAGGUGUUUCAAAUGCUUGGACAGCUGCAGAUACAUUUGGUGCUGCAGCAGCUGCAGCUCAAAUACCUGGUGCUGCUGCACAAUUUUAUGCACAAAAUGCAGUUAUGAUGGGUUCAGCCUGGAGAGCUUAUGAUACAGGAUUUCAAAGGACAACACCAUAUGGUGAUCCGAUGGAUUUUCAAUUUGGUGAAGGACGAGAAUGUGUAAAUUGUGGUGCAAUCAGUACUCCAUUAUGGCGACGAGAUGGUACUGGUCAUUAUUUGUGCAAUGCAUGUGGUUUAUAUCAUAAAAUGAAUGGAAUGAAUAGACCUUUAAUAAAACCCAGCAAAAGAUUGACUGCUACUCGUCGACUUGGUUUAUGUUGUACUAAUUGCGGAACACGUACAACAACAUUAUGGAGACGAAAUAAUGAAGGUGAUCCUGUGUGCAAUGCCUGCGGUCUUUAUUUUAAACUACAUGGCGUAAACAGACCAUUAGCAAUGCGAAAAGAUGGAAUUCAAACGAGGAAAAGAAAACCGAAAAAAUCGUCAAGUGAUUCAAAAGACAAGGAUCUCGAUGAUAUAAAACCAUCAUCACUGUCCUUAUCAAUAGAAAGAAGUUUAUCGGCUUCAACAAAACUCACCACACCUAGUCCUAAACACACACCAUCAUCACUUAUUAGCGGUAGCAGUGUCACAAACCAUCAUUUAAACUCACCAUCAAUGUCACAAUCAAGAACACAAACCGGUUCGUUAAAUAAUAAUAAUAAUAACAACAAUAAUAAUAACAACAACAACAGUAACAAUAACAAUCUUUAUUCAUCGCAUAUACAUACAUCGUCUCCUUUAAUGAUGAAUGGAUCAUCAGGUGCGGGUGGAAAUGGAGGUGGUGGUGGUGGUAAUAAUGGUAAUUCAUCAGUAUAUACAAAUAGUUUAUCAGCAUUAUCAAAUUCAACGAAAUAUGCUGAACAAUUAUUAAAUUCAUCGGUUGCCGCUGCAUCAGUUGGUCUUAGUAAUAGUUUAAGUUCUGGUAGUUCAAAUUCAUCAGUGUCUGCUGCAGCAGGAAGUACAAAUUAUCAUCAUCAUCAUUCACCACAUCAUCAUCAUCAUCAUUUAACACAUCAUGCAGCUGCAGCAGCAGCUGUACAUCAUCAUCAUCAUCAUCACAGUUUAGGCCAUAAUUCAUAUUCCGGUGCAAUUAAAACUGAAUCACCAGUUAAUACAUCAAGUUAUGAUUACGUUAAUAAUUGUUAUUUUGGUAGUUCAUUUGGUGCUUUAAGUGCUGCAACAGCUGCUGCCGGAACUGGUGUUCAUGGUGCAACAGAUUUAGCUGGUUAUCAUCAUCAACAUAAUGUUAUACAAGCAGCUAAAUUAAUGGCAUCAUCAUAAUUUCUAUUUUUAUAAUUUCCAAUACAGUAUGGAAUGAUAAUAUGCAAAGAGAGAUAGAGAGUAGAUAGCUAAUAAUAUUAAGGGAAAUUAAGAUAAAGAAAAGAGAUAGAUAUAUUAUUAUAUAUAUGGUCUCAA